This is a messenger RNA of Sceloporus undulatus (fence lizard), 5031 nucleotides long. RefSeq lists its product as uncharacterized. Bases 151 to 3696 code for a protein of 1181 amino acids. The transcript has 3 exons. The record is from RefSeq and is a predicted model, not a curated record. Lineage: Eukaryota; Metazoa; Chordata; Lepidosauria; Squamata; Phrynosomatidae. Gene Ontology annotation, molecular function: GTP binding; protein binding.
AAACUAUAAAAAGGACAAAUCUUCUCACUGAAGAAGAAGACUCUGGCCAUCGCAUGCGCAGGCAGCAUGAUGCGGCUCUCCUGAGAAAAAGGGAUCCGCAAGGAAGUUGCCAAGAAAAAGGUAGAGGACAAAGCAGCGGAGCGCAGGGCCAUGGCCGGGUCAAGGCAUACGAUGGAGACGCUGGCUCUGGGCCGCCCCUUUGAGCUCGGGAAGCUCUACGACGCUUGCAAGGAGGCCCUCCUCCCAGGUGCUCUUUUACAGGAUGCAAACUCAGUGGAAACCAAUGCCGUUACGCCACUCCUUGUGACUGAACAUUGUGUCAUUGAAUCGGACACCAUUGACAGUAAACUGUCUGCACUGAAGGUCCCAGAAUCCCUGAAGGCCAGCCUACUUUGUGGCUUAGUGGAGCCCAAGGGAGCCGCAGGAUUCUGGAAAGACAGCAAGCGGUCCAGUCGCCUGGCGCGCAUCGCUCUCCAUUACUCAGCCACAACCAAGACCAAGCAAGUGCAAAUGUCAGACUUCUCCUAUCCGAGCAAACACAACCUACAGACAGCCACCCAUGUGGUCAGUGGCAUGGAAUAUGGGGCUGAGGUUUUCUUUGUCUUCGACCAAGAGGUCUCUUCUUCAGAGCAGGUAGAAGAAGUACAGCAAAGCCUCCGGCCCCUGAUCGAAAGAGUCCCAGGAUCAUGUCUUUCAGAAGGAAGCGAAGGGAUUCCCUGCUUGGCUGGCAAAGAAAAGGCCAGGGCUGAGAAGAUCACCUGCAGGAUUUAUGGCGACGUGGUUCAGAAAGACCACCCUGUGACUUUCCAAGAAGCGGUGGAGAUUUACUCAAUGCUCCCCAGACUGCUUUCGGAGAAGGCUGUGCCUGUGAGGAUCCAUCUGCAUCCCCUCAACCAGCUGAACACCGGCCCUUUCUAUGAAAUCAGCUCAGAACUCAUUGGGGAAAUCCAGAAUAUCUUCCAGUGGCUGAUGGAGGAAGACAGGCGAUGCAGCGAUCUGGCCCAAAACCCUGCAGCCACGACUUUCCCCGCAACAAAGAGGAUGCUCCAGUUCUUCCAGGCUCUGGUCCAGCAGUUCAGAGACAACUUUCAGAAACGGUUGUCAAGAACCGUGCCGCUAAUUCGGAGGAGAGAGGAAGAGGAAGACGCUCUGGCGGACCUUUUGAGCAGCAAGCAGCAGUCCCUGUUCAGCCGCAAGCAACUCAAUGCCUUUUUGGACAGAAGGGAAGAGGAGAUGAUGUUUGUGAAUUCAUAUCUGGAGGCCCUGCAAGGUGUGGAAGUUGUCUCCACAAAAAAGGAACUGGACCGAAUCCUCGCCAAUCCCAUCUUGAAGAGAGUCAUUGCAUUUGUCUUCACCUCUUUGCAGGAUAAGGAUCCAUAUCUUUCAGAGCUGGAACACUCUCUGGCUAUUAAGAAAGGAUCACAUCACAGAUCUGCAGCCUUUGCCGGUGAGGGAUCAAGUCCAAAGCCAUGGUUUGAGCGUCCAGAGGUGACCGCCAAGGCACGUGAACAGGCCAGGGCCUUCUUACGGCUGACCAGGCUAUGCCCCCAGGACACCAAGUGCAUUGUUAGUGCUCUUCCGGAUGAGGACCAUCCUGGGGUUUCCAUCUAUCUCUAUGAAGAGGGGAAGCUGGUCAACGCUAACUUUGAGCCCCCUUCCAAGCCUUCCCCUCUUGUGGUUGGCGACAUCGGCCAGAAUGCCAUCCAACUCACCUUUAACCCCGUGAUCUUUGGCAAGGCCGAAAUCUCUGGCUUCCAGGUGGAGAGGAGGAUCGUAGGGCAGGAGGCCUGGGUGGCUGUGGAAACCAAGGAGAGACAGGAGACCUUUGGAGUAACAGGGCUUCAGCCGGACACGGAGUACCAUUUCCGCUAUGCCUCUUUGAGCAAAGUAGGGGCCAGCGAGAGCAGCGACAUCAGUGAAGUCGUGAGGACCCUUCCCAUCAAUUCCCCUGGCAGAUCGGAGGAUGCCAUCGCUAAAUGCCCGUCCGAUCACUCUGCUGCCCAGAGACCCACUCUUGCCAAACUGGACAGCUGUAGGAAGAAAGAACCCCCAACUUUACCCAAGCCUGCAGCUAUUUCAGUGCCAGAGAAAGAAAGGAUAGCAGUGAAAAUGAUCCAACAAAGCACAGUGUUAGAAAAACAGGACUCGGUGUCUGUGUAUCGCCUCCCCUUAAAACCGUCUGCCUCUUCUUCUCCAGGUUUUAAAAAGUACAGACUUGGGAGCAAUGACCCCCGGUUCCCCCACAAAGUGAUCAUGAUGCUGGGAGCAACAGGGGCUGGGAAAACCACUCUGAUCAAUGGGAUGAUCAACUUCAUCCUGGGAGUGAAGCUGAAGGACAGCUUCCGGUUCAAGCUCAUCCAAGAAGUGACCAGCCGAAGCCAAGCCCAUAGCCAGACGUCAGAGGUGACUGCCUACGAGAUCAACUACCAGCAAGGCCUCCAGAUCCCAUAUACCUUGACUAUUGUUGACACGCCAGGAUUUAAUGACUCCCGCGGAAUAGAGCAUGACAAACAGAUCACCGAGCAGAUCCGGCAUUUUUUUUCCACUCCGGAAGGAAUUGACCACAUUGACGGCGUGUGCUUUGUGGUCCAGGCGCCUUUAGCCCGCUUGACCCCAAGCCAGAAGUACGUCUUCGACUCAGUGCUCUGCAUUUUUGGGAAGGACAUAAAAGCCAACAUACAGAUCUUGGCCACUUUUGCAGAUGGACAGACUCCUCCUGUCCUGGAGGCCAUUUUGGAGAGUGAGGUGCCAUGCGCCAAGGAUGACAACGGUUCCCCCAUUCACUUCAAGUUCAACAAUUCGGCUUGGUUCCCCAGCCAGUCCUCAGCUAGCGAGGGCAGCUCUGAACUGAAUGAAUUGUACUGGAAAAUAGGGAUCAUGAGCAUGAAGAAGUAUUUUGAGGCUUUGCAAAGCCUAGAAGCCAGAAGCUUGACGCUAACGAAAGAAGUGCUCCGAGAAAGAAAAAGACUGGAAACGACAGUGGAAGGGCUGCAGCCGCAAAUCAAAUUCGGUCUGACGACUCUGGAAGAGCUUCAGAAGACCAAGCGAAUUCUGGAGCAACACAAAGACGAGAUGGAAGCCAACAAGGACUUUGAGUUUGAGAUUGAAAAAACAGUCCCAGACCAGAUCAAGGUCAAGAAGGAAUUUCUAACUAACUGCCAGACCUGUCACUUCACCUGCCACUAUCCCUGCAUGAUCGCUAAUGAUACGCAGAAGUACCUUUGUGCCGCAAUGGAUGCCAAGCGAGAAAAAUGCACCGUUUGCCCUGGGAAAUGCGUCUGGAACGUGCAUUUCAACCAGAAGUACAGAUGGGAGUACAAAACCAUAAAGGAGAAGCAAACCUAUGGCCAAAUCAAGGCAAACUAUGAGAAAGCCUCUAAAGAAGCUAUGACCAUGGAAAAAGUCUUUGAGCACCUCCAAAAGGAAUAUGCACAAGUGGAAAAGAGGAUGCUCAAACAGAUUGAAGACUCCACUCGCUGUAUUGACCGCUUGCAGGAAAUUGCCCUGAAGCCCAACCCGAUGGCCACCCCAGACCACAUUGACUUGCUCAUCGAAGCGGAAAAACAGGAGGCCAAGCCGGGCUUCCAAGACCGCAUCAAGGCCCUGGAGCGGGCGAGAGAGAUGGCUGUCACCGUGAGCAAGAUUGCAAGGGACGAACCUCUGCUUCCGCCGAAGGGGAACACUCAGGAGCCAUAAAACUGGGGAACAAGUUGCAUUCUGUUAAGGCACACAUAGAUAUGACCCCCAAGGAGGCCAGAUUAAAGGCUCCUUAUCCCAUCUCCGUAAUCCCCAACAAUCCCACCCCUGUGUUACCUAAAUUGCUUCAAAUUAAUUUUUAGAGGGGAAUUAACUAAUUAGCUCAAUUGGAGUGCCAGGGUAACAUCUUAUUUCGGCUCUUUCAGCCUUUUGCUGCCAGGUCUAAAAAACCCAGAUUCUAGAAUGAAAAAUUAAAGACUUUAUCAGAUUACCUUUUAACCUCGCAGUAGUCUAAUGGGAUGCAGCCAGGACGCGGCAUGGAGGCAGGGAUUAGCGCAUUGUAAAUUGCCGCCGAUUCAUACAAGAGCCAACAAGUUAAAGGUUGGCUAAAUGGGACAAGGAGUAGAGCGGUGGGAAGUAUGGCGCAGUACACAUCACCCCUUUCCCCACCGGAUUGGGGGCAGGGCAGCCUCACUGGCAGCCCUACGGCCCCAAGCUGCAGUUUUUCCGGACCACUUCUCCAUGGCACAGAAAAUGGGUACCCUUGGGGCUUCAUGUCCCCUGACACACUGGGAGCCAGAGCCAUGGGAGAAAGGGGCCGCCUGGCCCUUUGUCCCUGGCAUCGUUCCCGCAGCUGCGGGAACGAUGUGCGUGGCGAAAAGGAGCUCUGUUUUGGAGCUCCUUCCCGCACCGCAGCCAGGCCACUGUAAGUGGCCUGGGGCAGGGCGGAGAUAUCAUGCACACCGCACUGUUUGGACUUGGUGCGUGUGUGUGAUGUCAUCAUGGCCCCCCCCAUGUGGAUGGGAGGCCGCCAUGAUUAUGCCGCCACCAUGUACUAUGGUUGUGGGGCAUGCAGUUGCUCCACCCCCGCACAACCCUAGUACGUGGCCAGGCCAGCACAAAGCACCGGUCUAUACUGCGCCUAUAUGUCCCCAAUGCAGAUGCUAGAUUAGAGGGAAAACUGCAGGGAACAUGGACUCAGAAUGGUAGUGAUGCUGAGGAGUCUGGGUACAAUUAUGGCUUCUGACUUUGCCCAAGGCUGAGGACAAAGAGCAAACAGCUCUCCUUUAUACAUUUUCACCUUUCAUUUGGAAAGUUUGGGUGGAGUUUGCAUGGGGAUGGAAGAGCAAACAGCCUUGUGCCAUAAAGUGAAGCCAUACUAAAGAAGUGGCUGAUUCAUAGGGCAACUGAGUGUUAUGGGUUGGCAGGUUUUAUUUCUGAUAGCCUAGAAGUUUCCUGAUUUGUUUCUGUAUUGGAUUUGUAAUUGAGUUUGUAUUAUUACAGAGCUAUGUAGUAUACCUGUUCUAUCUCUCUAACUCUUCAAGUUCUCAUGAC